CCAAUCACAAUUCAGGGGCAAUCUCAGCGCAGACUAGUUCUGGCUUCUUUGUCAGGUCAAACCUGUUAAACAUAUCCUGACAGAAAGUGUUUUAAAUUUGUUUAAACGUUGAUUUCAGUGCAAUGUUAUGUAGAUAUUUUGUACAAAAUGUCAAGUGGUGAAUUUGACUGUUUCAAAACAACGUACUGUAAAUAUGUGGAUAUGUUUUUUAUUUCGCAUUUGCCGAUCCGCGGUUCAGUGAGGACAUUAGCUUUGUUUGUAAUUUCAGCAUUUCGUGAUGUAGAAAUCCAAUUCGUCUAAUUGGUUUUGUAUUUCAUUUCCUAAAACGGUGUAGUUGUUUUUGUUGAGACCCAAUCCCUUUGUCCACACAGCAAUUGAUGUCGCUUUUGACAUUUCAACUGCUUGUGUGUGUCUAUUUGGCCCAAAUGAGCAUUGGAAUAAUUGUAAAUCAACAGUGAAAGGAUUCAGUUAGUUGCAAAACUUUGGAAGAAUUGCAUUUUCUUACUUUUCUGUCACAUCAGUAACUGUUGAUUCUGCAUGGGCUCUGAAUUGAGUUGUGUCAUUUGAGAGGGCAUUAAAUAUGCACCCAUCCGCGUGUGAAUCGCGUGUGAAUCUUGAAUCAACAGUUCAAAUGAACUGACGCAAAAAAAAAUCAUGGAAAUUACGGCAAUUAUCACAGAUCACUAGCAAUUGAUUUUUAUAAUAGUAUGAGAUGCCUACAGAAUUCAUCUCGAGAGAAAGAUUCCAGUCAGGUGACACUACGCUAUUACAUUCGAUACCAAAUAGAAAUGUCCAGUCAGUUGACACUACGCCAUUACAUUCGAUACCAAAUAGAAAUGUUUAAUCACUUUUCACAACAACUAAAUGUAAUAUAAACUACACGGGGAAGAGUUGCUACUUGAUGAAAAUUCAAAUUAACUCGGUGAAGCCAUCUACUAAAUUCUGAUUGGGCAAUGUCAACGCAUGCGCAACACGAGGACUCGCCAUGGAUCCCGAAUAGCACUGACCCCGGAGCAAGGGCUACCACUAAAAUGUAGGACAAUAGCGCCACUCAGAGGAAAUAAUGUACCAUAUCAAGGCAGUUCAUCCUCACCUGACACCAGCAAAGGCUUCCCCCUCCUCUCACCUCAAGGACCACAACCCAGCCCCCUGCCCCGUCUCUACCCAUCCCAAGCUCCCAGGUUCUCUGCCAGUUGUUACCGGUCAUUGAGAGGACAGGGAUUAUCUAUGCGUUUGUCCAGGCCGGCUCGCUUCAGAUGACACAGGAGAACCCUAAACCCAUAAUACCCCAGAUGCCUUCUUCAUCCCCCCAGCCACUCAAGAUGGUGGGAUUGUCAGUGACUCAGGGGACAGUGAUGUUUGUGGUUCCUCAGAGCCCAGUGCAGGCUUCGUAGCACCCAAAAACUUUCACAACGCAGGGCAACACCGGGCUUGUGCCUCUGGCCCCAGCUCCAGUUCCCAUGCCCUCAGUGCAGAAGAACAAUGCCACAUUAGCUGAAUUCUCCCGCAGAAGGAAAUAUGUCUAUGAUGUCCCGUUGUAGCUGCUCUGCAGAGCCAUGGCGAUGGACAGCAUCCGGCCGUCUACAGACCCGUCCCUCACACAACCUCGCAACAAGAUUCCACCUCAGUCCCUCAUAGGACAGCGUACAAACACUGCUUCCAACAGAAAUCCUACCGCAGUCUCCCUGGCCGAGGCCGUUCCCAUCCAGACUAAAUCACAGAGCGGCAGCAAUGGGCCGUGCGUUACCGUAUCGAAGAACCAAGGCAGUUCAUCCUCACCUGACACCAGCACAGGCUUCCCCCCUCCUCUCACCUCAAAGACCACAAGCCAGCCCCCCACCCCGUCUCUACCCAUCCCAAGCUCCCAGGUUCUCUGCCAGUUGUUACCGGUCAUUGAGAGGACAGGGAUUAUCUAUGCGUUUGUCCAGGCCGGCUCGCUUCAGAUGACACAGGAGAACCCUAAACCCAUAAUACCCCAGGUGCCUUCUUCAUCCCCCCAGCCACUCCAGAUGGUGGGAUCGUCAGUGACUCGGGGGACAGUGAUGUUUGUGGUUCCUCAGAACCCAGUGUCGCAGGCUUCGUCGCAGCCAAAAACUUUCACAACGCCGGGGAACACCAGGCUUGUGCCUCUGGCCCCAGCUCCAGUUCCCAUGCCCUCAGUGCAGAAGAGCAAUGCCACAUUAGCUGAAUUCUCCCGCAGAAGGAAAUAUGUCUGUGAUGUCCCGUUGUGUAAGAAGAUCUACUUUAAAAGUUCCCACCUCAAGGCCCAUCUCAGAACCCACACCGGUGAGAAACCAUUCAGCUGUCCCUGGGAGGGCUGCGACAAGAAAUUUGCUCGAUCCGAUAAGCUGUCCCGCCACCAGCAAACACACAUUGGCGAGAAGAACUUUGUGUGUAACGUGUGCGAUCGGCGUUUCAUGCGCAGCGAUCACUUGACUAAGCACACUCGUAGACACCUGAACUCCACCUGAGUACAUUCAUGUGGCCAGUUAAUGUCAACAACAAGAUGGUGGCAUCUGAAGGCUCACUGGGUGGCUUCAAUCUUCCCAAGUACUGGUUGCUACCCUAAAAUCUCAGGAUGAGAUCUGACCAUACAAAACUGUUUGAAGAUUUUUAUAAAAACAGUAGGCUGCCACAUAUUGACAGGAAUAAGCUGCAAUUUUAACAGGGUUAAGAGCAAUGCCAUGAGCUUAAUUCCCACAGCUAGUUUGAGUUUAAGGCUACCAAUUGAUCAUUUGUAGAUUCCAUGGAGUUGGAAUCUUUUCAAAGAGGGUGGCCGUGUGCUUCGAAAGCAUGUAAUCACUGUUUCUGCCCAGUGUGGCAGGUGGACUAUCAGUGGAGGAAGCAGAACUUCAGCAGUAGCAGCUUAGCUUUCAUUUCCACUGGACGGGUAGCAAAAUAUAUGGACGUUUGGAUCAUGAUUUUGUUGGGGCUGUGUCUGUUAUUGUAAAUUUGAAUGUAUAUGUGAAUAUCUAUCAAUAUUAUUUAUUACAGUUUAUUUACAGAUAAUACAACAAUGUAUUAAAGCGUUUGGUU
Molecule: messenger RNA, 3036 nt
Organism: Esox lucius (northern pike)
Lineage: Eukaryota; Metazoa; Chordata; Actinopteri; Esociformes; Esocidae
Product: Krueppel-like factor 11
Exons: 3
Coding region: 1557-2471 (304 amino acids)
Biological process (GO): regulation of transcription by RNA polymerase II
Molecular function (GO): RNA polymerase II cis-regulatory region sequence-specific DNA binding; DNA-binding transcription factor activity, RNA polymerase II-specific
Source: RefSeq, a predicted model, not a curated record